Messenger RNA from Podarcis muralis (Common wall lizard), 4398 nucleotides. Lineage: Eukaryota; Metazoa; Chordata; Lepidosauria; Squamata; Lacertidae. The record is from RefSeq and is a predicted model, not a curated record.
GCCUCGGAGGAGCCACGCGCGGACGCCGACUCGGCACGCGCCGCCCUCGGCUCCAAAAGGCGCGCGCGCGCUCUCUCUCCCUGUCUCCCCGCAGCUUUGCCAGCUGCUUUCGUGACGAGGGUGGGUUUUUUUUAAAAAAUGGAGAGAGAGGGGUGCUAGUUACGACUUCCUAAGGAAGGGAAUUGCCUGAACGACCAGGAAGGAGGUGGGGGGGGGAUGCAUGCUGUUUAAAUAAUUCUCCAGUCCAGCCAGGUGUUUCUCGACGGCUCCUCAGUCGCUUCUUCAGGUGCCGACCCCACACACGCACGCGCACCGCGCGCCACCGUCCCAAGCUCCGCAGUCCUCUCGGCUAUCCUCUCUCGCCUCAGAAAAAGAGUAUUUUCUUUUUUUUGCGAGGGGGACAACCGCGCGUGCGCGCAGACUAGGCGGCAGCUUGGCGGCUCCUGCGCCUCAGAGUGCGUUGCUCUUUCGUAUUUUAUUAUUGUUACUGUUAUUGUUAUUGCUAACGGGCUUUUUAUUUGGCGCCCAAUCUCGCGCACCCAAGCGCAGCUCUCUUUCUCCUCCUCUCCCUCGUUCCACUUCGCGAGCGGCCGAACAGAGCGAGGCGAGCGAGCGAGCGAGCGAGCGAAGUUUUCUCCUUCCCCUCAAAGAACGCGGGAAAAAGCUCGCGCGCGCCGUCGAGGAGGGAGAGAAGCUGCUGAGGGGAAGCACCUGAGAAGUCGGCGCUUCUCCUUCCUGAGGGAGGAGGGGAAAGGCGAGAAGCGCUGCCCUGCGCCCCCUCAGGCCCUCCUCCGCCUCGCCUGAGUUGGACUCUCUGCCCGGCAAGCGAAGGGCGCCAACUUUCUUCUCGCCCAUCUUCAACUCUACUCAGCCAACGAAUCUGGACGCGACGGGAGGCCAGAGAGCGGGAGAGAAGGUCCCGGAGAACUUAUUGGGGGCCCCGCGCUUCUCUGUAUGGAAGCUACACAGAAGCCUCAUGUAAGUGGAGCCUACAGUUUUCUAGAGCGGAGCAUUCAUUCUGAUACUAAAGUGGAGUGCAGCUCUUGUGUAGAAACGGAGGACAGAAAACUUUCAAGACAGCAGAUGAGUUGUGAAAGAGGUCAACUAAGGGGUAAUCAGGAAGCCACAGCACCUCCUGACACAAUGGCACAGCCUUACGCCUCGGCUCAGUUUGCUCCUCCUCAGAACGGCAUCCCCGCAGAGUACACCGCACCCCACCCUCAUCCGACUCCCGACUACACAGGCCAAACCACAGUUCCAGAGCACACAUUAAAUAUGUACCCACCUGCGCAGACGCACUCUGAACCAAACACAAGUGACACAAAUGCACAAACUGUGUCAGGCACAGCCACACAGACAGACGAUGCAGCACAGACCGACGGACAGCAACAGACACAAUCUUCUGAAAACACAGAAAACAAAUCACAGCCGAAGCGGCUGCAUGUCUCAAAUAUACCCUUCAGAUUCCGGGAUCCAGAUCUCAGACAAAUGUUUGGGCAAUUUGGUAAAAUCUUAGAUGUUGAAAUUAUUUUUAAUGAGCGAGGCUCAAAGGGAUUUGGUUUCGUUACUUUCGAAAAUAGUGCUGAUGCCGAAAGGGCGAGGGAGAAAUUACACGGCACCGUGGUAGAGGGCCGUAAAAUCGAGGUAAAUAAUGCGACAGCUCGAGUCAUGACAAAUAAGAAAACAGUCAACCCUUAUACGAAUGGUUGGAAAUUAAAUCCAGUGGUGGGUGCUGUCUAUAGUCCAGAAUUCUAUGCAGGCAGGGUGCUGCUGUGCCAGGCAAACCAAGAGGGAUCUCCCAUGUACAGUGCCCCCAGUUCACUAGUAUACACGUCCACAAUGCCGGGUUUCCCAUACCCUGCCGCUACUGCUGCCGCCGCGUACAGAGGAGCACAUCUCAGAGGCAGAGGCCGCACCGUCUACAACACAUUUCGUGCCGCAGCACCCCCUCCUCCCAUCCCGGCUUAUGGCGGGGUGGUUAUGCUGCGUACCGGUAUGCCCAGCCUACCACAGCAACCGCAGCUGCCUACAGUGACAGAAAUCAAUUCGUCUUCGUUGCAACAGAUGAAAUUUCUUGUAACACCUCUGCAGUUACGGACGACUUUAUGCUGCAGACCCCUACCACCACACACUUGCUCCAGCAACCACCUACGGCGUUGGUGCCGUGAAUGCUUUUGCACCCUUGACUGAUGCCAAGACUAGGAGCCAUGCUGAUGAUGUCGGUCUCGUUCUUUCUUCAUUGCAGGCUAGUAUAUACCGAGGGGGAUACAGCCGUUUUGCUCCAUACUAAAUGACAAAACCCAUAAAAACCCUUCCAAUGUGGGGGGAAAAAGGAAGCUUUCCGAGGCCUGGGUAUUGCAAUACAUGCAAUAGUGCAUCAUUUUAGCAACUCUAAAAAUAAAAUAAAAUAAAAAAGAGGAAAAAAAUCUACAUUUUUUUAUCUUAUACCUCAGAUAUUUUGUUCUGUGUAUUUUAAUAUCGUGGGUCUUUUCAUUUCCGAAUGUUGCAUAGUUCGAUUGCUGGCUGUAGAAGGUUAUUAUUAUUAAAUUAUAUUAUGAUUAAUUAUGAUUAAUUAUUCUUAUUUUCAUUGUCGUGGUUGAACUAGAAAGCUGCUAGAAACUAAUUUAAAAAUAAAAUAAAAUCUGUUUGGGGGCCACAAUCAAGACUGCUAUAUCAUGUAAAUGAAUUAUAUAUGCUGAAUAUUAAGCUAUCAAGAUUCCUCACUUGUUUUGUAAGAGUGUUAAAGUGACAUCAGGGUCCCCCCUCCCUCCUGCGCAUCUAACAUUUAUUUUUGUUUUAUAAAGGGGAGGGAAAAGAGGAGAGUUGAGACGGUGGCGAUGGGGGUCCAACACGAUUAAAUCGUAAAGUGGGGCCGCCACUGCACCCAUCGUCCCAUAUCAGCUGUUUUAAAUUAUUCACUAUUUAUUCAAAGCCAAAGGUUAUGUUGUUAAUUUUGAGGCUGGGGCGGGAGGGCGGAGAGAGGGGUGCUUUAACUGACACCUGUACAUAAAAUCUAAUUUAAUGCUGUCCAGAGGGCACCCCCUUUCUAGGCAACCCACCAAGUCAAGAUCAGCUCCAAGCAUAACUAGUUCUUUAGGCAAAAAAGAGAGAGAGAGAGAGAGAGAAGAGAGAGAAACAAAGAAAAGAAAAGAGGAGAAAGAGAAAAUCUCUGCUAGUUAGAACAUGAACAAGCUUUCUUUUUAUAUUUCUUCCAGUAUAAUAAAUUAUUGAUAUCAUUGCAGACUUUUAUAUUAUGGGAGGAUUUAAAAAAUAAUGAUAAUAAUGAUAAUAAUAAAAGGUGAUAAAAGCACUGUUUCUAUUUUUUUUCUUUUUUUUCCAAAAAAAGAGAGAAAGUAAUAAAAAAGUUAAAUUCUUUGUACCGGUUUAAUGGGGGUGGGGUGGGUGGGGCGGGGGGUGGGGCAGGGAAGUGUAUAAAAUUUACAUCUGUGCAGUGGAAUUAUUAUUAUUAUUAUGACACACCUACGGCGCUUUAGGUUUAGACCAAGAGAUAAGAGACAAAAAAACACACGUAUAAUCAUUUUUACAGAAUUUAAAAUGCUGCUCAUAUUAAAUAAAUAAAUAAAUAAACAUAAAAAAGUUUAUAUACGCAUUUUACAAGUACUGCAACCAUUGAGGAGAGAGAGAGAGAGAGAGAGAGAGAGAGAGAGAGAGAGAGAGAGAUUGAAAAAUAAAUAAAUAAUAAUCAUGGUAUUUUCAUCUGCUUGGUACUUUUUGAAACAUGACCGUGUCGUGUAAGCAAACUGCAAUUCUUCGACAUGUUCCAAGCCUGCCCCACUUCCCAACCCGAGGCUGUUGUGUUUGAAAUUGGCUGGACCCAACUAAAAACAAAAACACCAGAAUCAUCAGAUGAACAGAAGGUGGUUUGAUGUCAGAUACUUCCCAUGUCUGAUUCGCUGAUGGUCUCCCCCCCCCCAAAGCACUGAAGAAACUCACGCCAAAGAGGCAGUUUCUGGCACAGCUGAAAAAUUGCAGUUUGUCUGUACAUCUGUUGUCCUGUUUACAAGUUAACCUAAGUUGGGGGUGUUUGUCAGGGGAAACUUCUUGUUUUUUGUAUUUAAAACAAAUAAAAAGCAGAAAAAAGACUGUCUUGCGACAGUUUUUUGGUUUUCUUUUUUUUUUUGUUCUUUGCUGAAGAUAGUUAUUAUAUUCUCAUCUGUAUGGUGCGGGCCUAAGAAAAAAGGGGGGGCGAGCACUUUAUAGUUAAAAAUAAAUAAAAAUAAAAAUGAUCAAUUCACCGCUGUGAACCUGCCAACUCGCUAUAAACAAUUCUGCUUUUUAAAAAGUGUUUGUGAAAUCAGGCUUUCCUCUUUGUCAUCGUAAUGUGCAUGCGAUAUGAUCAGUUGAACGAUAAACCAUCAAUAAAGUUUCACAAGAUUU